AUGCAGCUGCAGCCGAACCAACCGCAGCUACACCACUGGCCCAACUGCAGCGGCAAAGUGGACAGCAACAGCAAUAAACCCGACUUUGCAUCAAAACAUUACCUGGCUUGUGCUGGGCAUGUCAAACCUAUGGCAUUUGCAGCAGCAGCAUCAGGAGCAACAGCGGCAGUCGCAUCAACCCAACGGGCGUCAACGACCAUCUGCAGCAGGAAGAACAGCAGCAACAGCAACAGCAGCAGCAACAGCAGGUUCUGCUGCUGCUGCUGUUUUUUCUCUGACAGCAGACGUUGUGGUGCCUCAGCAACAGCCUCCUCAUCAGACAGCAGCAGCAACAGCAGCAUCAGCAGCAGCAGCAGCAACGUAGAUAAUGAUAAUAUGGGGAACAGUGACCAGGCUGCUGCAGUUGCCGUAGUGGCUGCUGCUGCAGCAGCAGCAGCAUCUGCUGCUGCACCUGCAGUGGCAUCAUCAUCUGCUAGCAGCGUCAAACGAAGUGGUAGCAGCAACAGCAGCAGCAGCAACAACAAGAAUAAGGCCCCCAGAAGUAGCACCACCACCAAAAAGCGCAUGCUAAAGAUGGAAGCAGAUGCAGCAGCAGGAACUGCAGCAGAAGGACAGGGAGCAGCAACAGCAGCAGCAGCAGCAGGUAGUACACUAGAUGAUACCCCUAUCUCUGUAGACGCAUAUGCAGAUGAUGUCUGCGCCGUCUCGUCAUAA
Messenger RNA from Eimeria maxima, 714 nucleotides. RefSeq lists its product as hypothetical. The coding region runs from base 1 to 714 and encodes 237 amino acids. The record is from RefSeq and is a predicted model, not a curated record. The transcript has 2 exons. Lineage: Eukaryota; Apicomplexa; Conoidasida; Eucoccidiorida; Eimeriidae.